AUGGCCUGCGGGGCGACCAGCCACAGGGACAACAAUCCGGCCACCGACACUGUGCUUGAAGUUGGUCAGAGACUUUUCAAUGUGAACCGGGUUAUGCUGGCGUCGGCCAGCGAGUAUUUCCGGGCCUUGUUCGGCGGCGGCGCCAGAGAAAGCUCGGAGAAUCACAUCGUGCUGCGAGGCCUGGAUCCCGAGGCCUUCCAGCUGCUGCUGGGCUUCGCCGCCCGGGGCCGAGUGAGUGUGGACCGGCAGAAUGUGGAGGCCUUGCUGGAGGCGGCCGAUUUCCUACUCUUUGACCGGGUCAAGCUGCUGUGCGCCGCCUUCCUGCAACGGGAGCUGCGGGUGGGAAACUGCGCGGGGGCCCUGGCCUUGGCCCAGCGCCUCGCCUGUCCCGGCCUAGCUGCCGCCGCCCGCGGGGUGGCCCUCACCCACCUGGCCGCCUUCAUGGCCGAGGAGGAAGAGUUCCUGCAACUUCCCAAAGAGGCUCCGGCUGAGCUCUUGGCCAGUGACCACCUGUACGUGACCAAGGAAGACCAGGUGUUUGAAGCAGUGAUGAAGUGGGUGAGUCACCACGACAGCAGAGAAGGCCAACUCCUGGAGCUGCUGGCCUUGGUCAGGGCCCCCUUCCUGAGCCUGGCCUUCCUUGACCUACUCAUUAAACGCUCCAAGCGCCGCCUGGAGGAUGACCCUCACAGCAGGCUCCUGAGAAUAUUAAACCACAACCUUCCCCAGAGCUGGACAAAGACCCAAUCCCAGCCCCAAAGCAGCAGGAGCUAUGAGACCAUGUAUGUUCUGGGGGGGAAACACGAUCAAGAACAGCAGGAACUAUUUCAGUUUCAUCCUAAAACCAACACCUGGCAAGCCUGCUCUCCUCUUCGACGCAGAAACCUCACCCAAUAUGCGGUAGCAGCAGUAGGGAAUUUCAUCUUUGUGACGGGAGGGUACUUCCGAGAUGAGGUGGUGUGGUACUGUGUGGACUGGGUGCUGAUUUAUAACUACUGUGAAGACAGUUGGAUGGAAGGACCAGCGAUGAAGCAGUCUCGCAACUGGCACUGUGCAGUUGGUGUUGGGAUGUACCUUUACGUGCUGGGCGGGAGUACUGAUGCAGCUGUUAUCGCUGAUGUUGAGCGACUGCCAUUGAUGGCCACAGAUUGGGAGGACAUGGAGCCAAUGGUGGAACCCGUGGAGAGGGCUGCAGUGGUCAGUGCUGGCACCAAUAUAUAUGUUUUGUGUGGACUGGAUGAAAAAGGCGAUGUUUACAGCGGGGUGCAGCGGCUGGACGUGGACAAUGACGUUUGGGAUGUGAUCUCCUUCUCCCCUCUUCCUCGGUAUGAUCUCUGUGCCACCAUUCUGAAUGGUGCAAUAUACGUAGUGGGAGGUCAGACAUUCCGUCUGGACACAGACACUGACGAGUGGACCCCAGUGGACGAGGAAUGCUUGAAUCAAAAGUUCUUCAGCGGCUGCACUACUGUUAAUGGGAGGAUCUUUCUCCUUGCAGAGAGGAGAGGGAACACAUCAAUCCCAAACAUGGUUCUCUUCGACCCUUAUACAGACACAUGUCAGGUGGUGGAUGUGGCUGUGCCCUGCCCACUCCCUAUACGAAGCUGUGUGUCCAUCCAAAAGUUCAAUGUGAGGUCUGGGGUCUAAUCAGAUUAAGAGAGGAUGAGUUGUUUGUAUUGCUAGCCUCAGAUCAGUACUACUUUUUGAGAGUGGCAUCAAGACUGGGGAAAUCACUGCCAGCUUUCCCAGUACAGGAGAGACUGCAAUCGCUAUCGCACUGAGGCUGCCAUGAACAGAAUCUGGGAUCCUGAUUGGUACUUUAUCUAAUGUACCAUUAAAAGGCACCUUGCAAUUUGCCCCUUAAUAACCCAGGGAGUAUGCAUUAAUUAUAAGCUCCUAC
Messenger RNA from Carcharodon carcharias (great white shark), 1897 nucleotides. Its product is annotated as kelch-like protein 23. The transcript is spliced from 3 exons. Gene Ontology annotation, molecular function: protein binding. The coding region runs from base 1 to 1644 and encodes 547 amino acids. The record is from RefSeq and is a predicted model, not a curated record. Lineage: Eukaryota; Metazoa; Chordata; Chondrichthyes; Lamniformes; Lamnidae.